Molecule: messenger RNA, 5520 nt
Organism: Plasmodium reichenowi
Lineage: Eukaryota; Apicomplexa; Aconoidasida; Haemosporida; Plasmodiidae
Exons: 2
Coding region: 1-5520 (1839 amino acids)
Source: RefSeq, a predicted model, not a curated record
AUGGAUGUAAGGAAAGAGAAAAAAAAGAAAAGUCCAUGUAAUUUAAAAGAAGAGGAAAAAAAGAAAACGUCCAAAGGAGUUAUUGAAAAAACUGUAGUUGGAGAUAAGGGAAAUGAUAUAAUAAAAAAGAGAAACGAAAUAAAGAAAAAUGAUAAGGAUGAUAAUAAAAAGGAAAAGAAUAAAAAUAUGGAUAAUAAAAAGGAAAAGGAUAUAAUUUAUGAUAAUAAAAAUGAAAAGAAUAAAAUUUGUGACAAUCAAAAUGAGAAGAAUAAAAGUUGUGAUAAUAAAAAUAAGUUUUAUAAUUUAGACAAAAAAAUGAAUAAAGUCGAUGAGGAUAUGAAAAUAAAAGAACAAGUUAAUAAUAAAGAUAUCAUGUCAACUGAUAAUAUGAAAAAGAAAAAUAUUCAAGAUGAUAAUGAUGAAAUAAAAAAAAAAAAUUAUAAUAAAUUAAGAAGAAAAUUAAAAAACUUGAAUUAUACAGAAUAUUUAUGUGUCUUGUGUACUCCUCUUGUUCAAAUAAUUUUUGAUGAUUUAAUUCAAGCAAUUCAUAAUUUUCAAAAGUUAUCAGACAAGUAUGAAGAAUUACAGCAAAAAUGUAAACUAUUGAAAAAUGAAGAAAUAAGGGAAGGUGAGGAAAACGACAAAAAGGAUGACACAAAUGAACAAGCUGGAAAAAUGGGAACGGAUAAAGAUGAUAACCAAAUCAAACAUAAUAAUAAUAAUAAUAAUAAUAAUAAUAAUAAUAAUAAUACAAGGAAUGAUAACAUUAAUGUUAAUGGUAAUAAUCCUGUGUUGUGUGAAAUGUAUGAAAAUAAAAUUAAAGAACUUAAUAAAAGACUAGAUGAAGAAUGUAAAUUAAAAGAAUAUUAUAUUUUAGAAAAUAAGAAAUUAGAAAUAUCCUUAAAUAUUAUAAAACCAAAUAAGAACAAAGAAGAUGAUGGAGAAGAAAAUGAUACAUCUAGUUAUGAAUUAUCACUUUGUGACACACAUGAUUCAAAUUAUAAUCGUAUAACAUCAUAUGACGAUAUUGAAUUAGAUAAAAAAAAAAAAAUGUACCAAAGAAUCGGAAAAAAGGUACUGAAAAGUAAACAAACUUCUAUAAUAAAUGAUCACACCUUAUCUCUUGGAAAGGAAUUAUCAUAUUAUAAAAAUCUUUGUAAGGAAUUUAAAAUUGAAUUGGAGAUAUUAAAAAAUGGUCCAAAGGGGGGUAGCACUACACAAAUGGAAGAUAAUGUGGCCGAAGGUAAUGAUAAAUCGUUUGAGGAGAAGGACCAAGAGAUAAACUACCUCAAAGAGAGGCUGCAUGAAUAUGAAAUUGAAAUUCGUAAACUGAAUGAACUUAGAUUAAUAAACGGAAUAAAAGAACAAAAAGAAUUGAAGGAUAAUGAAUCAUUUUCUGAAAGUAUGCUAAACGAAAAUUAUCAUAAUCAACAAAAUGAUAAGAAUGAGCAAAAUACAUAUACCCUGGAGGAUACUGACAAUAAUAAUAAUAAUAAUAAUAAUAAUAUUAAUAAUAGUUUUGAUUUGAAGGGCACAAAAAAUGAUAGCAAUACCUUUGAUGUGGAUAGCUUACAUAAAAUAAUAAAUACCAAGAACAAUGAAAUUUACCAUUUAAAGAAUCGAGUUGUGCUAUUAGAAACACAACUAGAAAUAAAAAAUGACGAUGAAAAGGAGUUUAAAGAAAUAUAUAAUGGAAAGAUAAAGGGAGAUAAUAUAUAUUUUAAUAUGAACAAAUCGGGCGAAAGCUAUAGUUCUACUAAAGAGGUAGAAACUUGCGAGGAAGUCGAAAAAAAAAGAAAAAGUGUAGAAAAUAUAAUAAAAGAUAAAGACAACAAAUUGAACAGUAUGCAAGAUGAAUAUAAAAACUAUUUGGAAUUAGAUGAAUUACGUGUUGAUAUGAAAUUAAAAGAAGAAAAUAUUGAAGAGUUAGAAAGAAUAGUAGUUAAAUUAAAAAAUGAAUUAAAAGAAGAAAGAAGAAAAAGUGAGAAAUAUGAAAGAAAAUAUAAUGAAGAAAAGAGCGAGCUAGCUAUAUUAAAAGAAGAGAUGCUUUCAUUAGAAAAACAGAUUAAAGAAAAAGAGAGUGAAUUUGAUUUAAAUAAGAAUACAAUAAAUAAUUUAAAAUUAGAAUCUGCUGAAUUUAAUAAUAUUAUAUCAUGUUCAAAUGAAACAAAAAAACAUUUAACAGAUUAUAUACAUAAUUUAUUAAAUAAAUUAAGUGCAUGUAAUGAGAAAAUGAAUGAAUUAAAAGAUAUGAAUAUAUUAACAAAUCAGAAAAUUGAAGGAUAUAAAAAUGAAAUAAGAAAAUUAAAAACGGAUUUAAUAGAUUCGAAUAACCAAAUAGAUGAAUUUGCAACACUUUUAGAUAAAAAAGAUGAAGCAAUAGAAAAUUAUAAAUGUAAAUUAGAAAAUAUAAAUAAUGAGUAUUCAAAUAUAAAUAUUAAAUAUAAUGAUAUAUUAAAAGAGAAUCAAAAUUUACAUAUUCAAAAUUCUUCGAACAAUGCUAAUAGCACAUUAAUUAUUCAGCAAUUACAACAGGAAAUCGAAAUAUUAAAUAUAACAAAUAAUCAUUUAAAAAAAAUAGAAGAAGAUUAUAAAAUAAUAUUACAAGAGAAAACAAUAAUUGAAGAUGCGGCUAUAAAGAUACAAACCGAAUUAAAAAAGUCUGUGGAAAAAAUAAAAAAUCUAGAAGUUUAUAUACAGACAUUAUCUGUUGAAAUCGGAAAUAUAAAGACACAAAGAGAUGAUUCUUUAGAUGCAUUAACAAAAGUAGCUAUUGAUAAAACACAAUAUGAAAAUGAAUUAAUACAAAGUAAAAAUAUUAUAUAUGAAUUAAAAAAACAAAUAGAUGAGUAUGAAAAUAAUGCAAAAUUUGUUCAGAAUAAUAUUAGUGAGAUUAGUAAAAUACAUAUUAAAAAAGAAGAAGAAUAUACUUUAUUAAAAAAUGAAUUAAAAUCUUUAAGAGAAAAUUUAAAUGAAAAAAAUAUUAAAUUACAAUUAUUAGAGGAAAAAGAAAAAAAACUAGAACAGAAUCAUGCAGCAUAUAAUAAUUUCCAUUUAGAAGCACAAAAGAAAUAUAAUUCAUAUGAAAAAGUUAUUGAUAAUUUAAAGAAAGAAAUAGAUGAAUUGAAUAUAAACAAUAGUGAUAAUAUAGUAAUUAUAGAAAAAUUAAAAGAAGAAUUACAACGAGAACAAAACAAAACAUGUAAUAAUAAUUAUGAUUAUCUAAAUGCUUUUAGCGAUAAACAAAUCGAUAUAUCACUUUCUCUUAAUAAAUGUCUUAACAAUAAUUUGAAAUCUCAAAAAGAUGAAAGCACACAUGAUGUUAGAAAAAUUAAAGAUGAUCAUAAAAAUAUUCUUAAUCAUAUAAGUACAGCUGAUCAUAAAACAUAUACCGAUACACAAAGGAAGGACCACGAAAAUGUGUAUGACAAUGUGCAAAAUGAAGAAGACACAAAAUAUAAGGAACACAAUAAGAAUUUAACUUAUGAAUAUAAUGACGAUUUUAAUAUUUUUAUUAAUUCUAAUAAAAAUAAAGAUAAAAGUAAAACAAAAAAUAAUAUAGAUAUAAAGGAAGUUGAACAAAAUGUACAAAAGUAUGUAAAUGAUUCUGUAAAAAAUGAAGGGGAAGAUAAAAAUAUAGAAAGGAAAGCUGAAUUUACCCGUGAAAACAUAAAUAAGGAGGAACCAUUUGAUGAAGUAUCUAUGAAUAAAGAAGAUAUUAAAAAGAAAGAGACAAAUGAGAGUAUAAAUAUAAAAAAGAAUUAUGAUAAGAAUGACGAAGAUUUACUUAAUAGUACAUCUAGUGGUAUGUCAUCGUACCUUGGAAAUAAUGAUAUAUCUUUAUUUAGUAGUGCAAAAUUAAAAAAGAUGUUUAAUCUUAGUCAUACAUAUAAUAAGAAAAUUAAUGCAGACAAGAAAAUGGAUAGUAUCAGCAAAUCAAAAGUUGAGAAUAAAACCAAUACAGAUGAUGAUCUAUGUAAUAGUAAGAAAAGUAAAAAUGAAAAAGGAGACAAAGAUGAUUAUUAUGAUGAUAUGGAUUAUGAUUUUAAGAAAAAUGGGAUAUAUAAUAAAGUAGAGAAAAAAAAAAAAAAAAAAGUGCAAGGAAAUAAAGAAUAUUAUAUACAUAAUGAUAUAAAAACAAAUGAUAAACAAAAAAUAUCGAUAGAUAAAAAAAAUAUAAAUAAAGAUUCUAUAAAUAAGAUGGAUAGUAUUAUAAAACCUUUCAAUAUGAAGAAAAAAUAUAACUUGGAUAGUUCAUUUAUUGAUACGAUUGAUAAAUCGGUUUAUAAGAAUAAUCAAAAGAAUAAUUUAGAGAAUCAGAUUACGAGUGAUGAAGAAAAUGAUGAGAAAUUUCCGUUAUUUUAUGUUGAAGAAAAUAAAAAUAGAAUUAAAAAUAAUCAAAACGGAAAUAUGAAUAAAAAUAAAAUGGAUAUGAAAAAGGGAAGGGAUGUGUAUAAUGUGCAAGAGGAAUAUGAUGAAGAUGUGAUAGCGGAGGGUGUAAUAAAUAUGAACGAAAAUAAAAAUGAAAAUAAUAAAAAAUAUGAUAAAAAAAAUGAUAAAAAAAAUGAUAAUUAUAAUAAUCAAAAAAAUGAUAUUUAUAAUGAUCAAAAGGAUAAUUAUGUAAAUAAUAAAGUCACAGAUAAUAAUAUAAGAAACAAAUCAUUUGAUGAGAAGAGAAAAAAAAAAAAUUAUAAUUUCAUUUCUCAAACGAGUUAUGAAGCUAAUAGUAAUAAUAGUAGUAUUGUUUUAUUAGAUUCGUUAAGUUCAGAUAUGGGACCUAACAUAAGUAUUGAUAAAUAUAAUGUAACUAAAAAUAACGAAAAGAUAAAUAAUAGUCAUCAUAAUAAUAACAAUAGUAAGGGUGCAAGGAAUGAAUAUAAUAAUAUUUUAUAUAGUUCAAAUGAUUAUAAUAAUAUAAAAAAAGGUACCUUAUUAUUAUGUGAUAAUUCUCGUGGUGGUAAAAUGAAUACAUAUAAUGGAAAAGAUAAUAAAAAUAAAUAUAUAUAUGAUAAUGACUAUAACAUGAAUAAUACAAAUGGUAAGUUGGAUAUAUCCAAUGAGAAUAAAAAAAAAUAUGCAACUAUAAAAAAUAAUAAUUUAAACAAUAACAAUAAUAAUAAUAAUAAUUAUUAUUAUGAUAAUAAUUAUGAAAAUUAUGAUAAUUAUGACCAUGUGUAUAAUAAACGAAUAAUAAGAAAUGAACCCGUUUUAUCUAACAAGUCUAAAAUAAAGAAAGAUUUAUACAAUAAAUAUAUGGAUGUUUUAAAAAGUUUAAAAAGUGAAGAAAUGGAUGCUUCUGUUAAUACAACAAAUAAUAAAACUAUCGAUUUCACAAAUGAUUUUACAAAACCACAAGAAAAUUCAACAUCCAUUUUGUCGUCAUCAAAAACAUUACAAAAAGAUAGUUUACUAAGUAAUCUUUCUAAAUUUAAAUUUAAUGAGGAGCUUCAUGAAUUUUCCUGUGAUCCCUUAACUAUUAUUAAGCCUAUUGAGGAAUCGAACAGAGAUUAUUUUGAAUAA